CCCACAACCACCACGGCCCAAGACUAUCGUAAUUACGCUAGUAAUGGAGCCGUUUAUCUUUUAUGAAGAGUAUGCACUCGCUAUUUGUAAAACAUGUCAGUUUGCUGUGGUUAGUGACGAGUUAGCCACCCACCUACGGACACGCCACCGCCAUAUCCCACCGUCGACCCGUAGUAGCAUCGUCAAGGCCAUCUCUAGUAUAAUGGGCAUACGUACGAACCAGGCCAGUCUUGCGCAGCUGCAGUAUCCCGACCCAUCAACAGCCCCCAUCGACCAUCUUGCCGACCCACGCACGGACGGUAUCCGAUGUCACCGAUGCUCUUAUGUUUAUCGCCAAACUCAAAGGAUCCAGGAUCACUACCGAAGACAUCACGGGUGGGUGAACGACUAG
Messenger RNA from Colletotrichum phormii, 391 nucleotides. RefSeq lists its product as uncharacterized. The record is from RefSeq and is a predicted model, not a curated record. The coding region runs from base 44 to 391 and encodes 115 amino acids. The transcript has a single exon. Lineage: Eukaryota; Fungi; Ascomycota; Sordariomycetes; Glomerellales; Glomerellaceae.